AUGACCAGUGCUGUCUGUAACGGCACCGAAGCUGGCAACCAAGAUUGGGUGAUUAGCGGCUUCUACGGUCCAGGCGGAUGGGCAGCUUGGUGCAUCAGCCUCAUCGCAUCUUGGGCACCGAUCCUACUCGAAGAUGACACACACAAUCUCCACCUCAUCGCAUACGCGUUAUACAUGAACUGGGCAGCAAUAGACUCUUUCCGAUAUCUAUCCUUCGGAGGAAAGCUCGUCGAACUAGUAUCGAGAAAGGAAGCGUUAGAACGAGAGCGGUUCGUCAGUGUCAGACAAGAUGCCGAUACAUUGGUCUUCCUACAGCACUGGCCGUCAGAUUGGGAUAAGCCUAGACUAUGGGACGUGGACACAGUCCUGACGAAUACCACGCUUGAAGCGCAAGAUGCCGAAAUCCACAUCGGAGAUACGACAGAAGCAUCCCCCGGACUAUGGGACUUUUACUCGAUGCCUACAACAGAAGACCUUACGAGUGAACUUGCAAGAGUUCAAACUCAACUCGCCAAAGCCAUAGAAACCUUUGGACAACAACAGUCCUUACUCCGCAACCAGAUGCAUCAACUACAGGCAGCGCUGGCAGUGUUGAACCUUGGCAUGCCGCAUGCAUGGAUGCAGAUGCUCCCGCAGAGCCCCGCGCACCUGCAUCUGCCCGCUACUAUGGCCGCCCUUUCCAGCUACAACAACAUAACCCAGGAUGACUUCGAAACUCUCACUGUCAGCGGGUUUUAUGGCCCCGGCACAUGGGCAGCCUGGUACGUGACGCUUAUCGCAUCCUGGGCACCUAUCAUCCGCGACGAGUACACGCACAACCUCCACUUUAUUACCUAUUUCAUAUAUAUGAACGCAGCUACUAUCGAUGUCUUCCGCAACCUCCACAUGGAUCGCAAAUUUGACAAGCUAGCUUCAGGUGUGAAGGAGUCGCUUCGUCAAGCAGCGGAAGCGGGGAUACCUCUUUCUCGAACCCUUGGGGAAGCAGGAGAUAAGGAGGGUCUUUGUACAGUGCGGACGACCGGCAUUGGUAGUGAGGAGAGUAUUACACUAGCAACAGCUCGAUUUGGGCCAUGGCAAUGGAAUGCAACGGAAUUCGAGGAACAGGCAUCCCCCAACACACCUCAAGACAAGAGUCGUAGUACGAAGGACUACCAAACCCACCUCGCCACUCACAUGGAAGCCUGCCGCCAACUCAUGUCGCAGUGGGUACAAUCACGCGCCGCUAGUUCAUUCUCAACCUAG
Alternaria incomplexa is the source of this 1242-nucleotide messenger RNA. RefSeq lists its product as uncharacterized. The transcript is spliced from 2 exons. NCBI's taxonomy places the organism in Eukaryota, Fungi, Ascomycota, Dothideomycetes, Pleosporales, Pleosporaceae. The record is from RefSeq and is a predicted model, not a curated record. Bases 1 to 1242 code for a protein of 413 amino acids.